Molecule: messenger RNA, 495 nt
Organism: Mesorhabditis spiculigera
Lineage: Eukaryota; Metazoa; Nematoda; Chromadorea; Rhabditida; Rhabditidae
Source: the annotation of a GenBank genome assembly
AUGCUAAAAAUAAUUGCUGCUAUUUCCCUAAUUGGAGCUAUUGCUUGCGCGAAAAUCGGGAUUAACGAUAUUGAUGUGGGUGCGUGCGAAGCUGGCAUCAGCAUGAACCAGAUGUGCCCUGGCGAUCUGCUAGUAAAAGGAGACUUCUGCUACGAACCGAAAUGCGUGGAAGCCGAAAUUAACAAACGCGCAGGACGGGUGGACGAAGAGCUGAAGAAGAAGAAGGAAAAACAACAAAAGGAAGAAGAGGACCGGAAACAGCAAGAAAAGGAGGCCGAGGCUGAGCGGAAGCGCAAGCAAAAGCCGGAGGAGGAAGAAAUUAAUCCGAAGACGCCCGUGAAAAAGGAGGAAGAGGAAAAGCCGAAGGUGAAGCCGCGCUGUGGGCGUGAGAGCAAUAUGUGCCGCCACUGGGUGAAGCAGGGCUUCUGCAAAAACGCCGCCUAUGCGGAAAGCAUCCGCGUGCAGCACUGCGGAAGGACCUGCGGACUCUGCCAA